GUCAAGCUUCCUGACCUUUUACUGAGUAUUUGAUAUAUCAAAUGUUGAGCUUCAAAACAAGAGAAAAUAUAUAUAUAUAUAUAUAUAUAUAUAUAUUGUAGAGAUGCAUGCACAACACUAACCUUUAUUGACAUUAAUCAAAAUUUGGAAAAUUUUAAGAUAAAUAUUUAAAUGUAUAAUUGUUGAAAGGUUCAUAACAAGUAUGCAUUAUAUGCAUAUGUAUGUGUAUGUUUUGUGUAUAUCCCUUAUUUUCUUUUUCUUUUUUUCAGGUGAUACUCCAACUUCAUAUUUCAAAAUUUAAUGGAAGGAAAAUUCAAAUUGUAACAAAAAAAAACUUAUAUUGUACAUAUGAAUCAUGGUGAUGGUUUUUAGAAAACCAUGACUUAGAAAAACAUGUUUCAAAAAAUAGAAUUGUAAUCAAAUUUUGAUUUUUUUAAAACAAUAAUAAGUAUAUAUAUAUAUAUAUAUAUAUAACAAAACAAAACAAAAACAAAAACAAACAAACAACAAUGGAAGUAUCAACAACAAAAUCAAAGUGCACCACAAGUUUAUAUUGUGGAAAUCUUUGAAACAGUUGUGAAAAAGCCCACCUUGUUAUUCAACAUGGCAAGUUUAUAUGAUAUUGGCGUUUCUGCUGUGAUCAAUUGUACCAUCAUGUCAUUGCUUUUUAUUUUUUUCCUUGUUUUCAACAUUCAACCAUUAAAUGAUCGUGUCUAUCAUCCAAAGUUGUAUAUGAAAGACGCUCAAAGAAAAGGGAGCCCAUCAAGCAGAUCAAGUCAUCCAAAGAUGGAUCAAUAUUUUGAAACCAAAUGUCUACCAUACCUUCAAUCUUUUGCGUGGAUUGUAGAAGCUUUCCGCAUGUCUGAACAUCAAAUCAUUGAUCACGCAGGAUUAGAUGCUGCUAUUUUUUUACGUAACAUCCAAGUUGGAUUAAAAAUAUUUAUUCCUUUAAUGACUGUGGGGCUAUCAACUAUUGUGACAAUCAACGUUGGGGGUGGUUAUUUAAAGAGUUUGGAUCAUGGAAAAGUUGCAAACAUCAACAACACACUUAAUUCAUCACCCACAAAUUCAUUAUUAUUCACUGAUAUUGAUAAACUUUCUAUAGCAAAUGUGCCAAGUGGAUCCAGUAGAUUGUGGACACAUCUUGUCAUGGCUUAUGUAUUCACAGCUUGGACUUGUGUGGUUCUGUAUAAUGAGUAUAAAACAAUAUCACUUAUGAGAUUGGAAUUUCUACGCAGUGCUCGUCGACAAGCAAAUCAGUUCACGGUACUUGUUCAUCAAGUCCCUAAAUCAACUGUAGAAUCUAUAAAUAUUCAAGUCCAAAAAUACUUCCGAGCAAAUCAUCCUGAUUUUUAUCUUUCUCACCAGCUAGUCUACAAUGCAAACCGUUUGGCUAAUAUUGUCAAAAGACGAAAAAACAAAGAAAACUGGUUAUCAUAUUGGCAUUUGAGAUUUAAGGCAUCAAAUGAGAGACCAAUGACAAGGCGUUAUGGAUGUGGAAUGUGUGGAACAAUGGUUGAUGCCAUAAAUCUAUACACCACCAAGAUUGAAAAAUUAAACAAAAAGGCAGAACUUGAAAGAGUGGCGGUUCUUCAAGACGCAUCAAGCACCAUGCCAUCCGCAUUUGUGUCAUUCAAGACUCGAUGGGGAGCGGCAGUUUGUGCGCAAACCCAACAAAGCUUUGAUCCCACCAAGUGGAUCACAGCGUGGGCUCCCGAGCCCCGUGACAUCUAUUGGCCAAACUUGGCUAUUCCGUACAUCAAGUUGGCUUGCCGAAGGGUGUGUGUGGGCAUUUGUUUGUUUGUGUUGGUGUUUUGUUUCAUGAUUCCAAUCACAAUUGUGCAAUCAUUUGCAAGCAUUCAAGGGCUUCGGACUCAAUUUCCUCAACUUGAGAAAGUACUCAAAAUAACGUAUUUUGCAUCAUUUGUUCAAGGAUAUUUACCCGGAGUCAUUUUGAAGUUUUUUAUGAAGUUGGUGCCAUAUAUGGUUCGAGGUUUAACAAUCUUUGAAGGCCAUUCUUCCUUUUCUAGACUUGAUCAGCAAGGAGCAAUGAAAUAUUAUUAUUUCAUGGUGGUUAAUGUGUUUUUUGGAAGCAUGCUUACAGGGUCUGCAUUGGAACAACUUCAAUCCUUCUUAAAUUCAUCAUCUGUUGUUCAGUUUUUGAAAACUCUCGCAUAUACGAUUCCCAUGAAAGCAACAUUUUUCAUAACGUUUAUCAUGGUGGAUGGUUGGGCUGGGGCCGCAUCAGAAAUUUUGCGUCCGUGGGGUUUGUUGUCCUACCACAUACAGAAUGCAUUUUUUGUUCAUACUGAGAUGGACAAGGUUCGGGCUAUGGAUCCAGGUCCUAUUAUAUAUUACGUCAACUUGGCACAACUCCAACUCUAUUUUCUCAUGGGAUUAGUAUAUUCAGUUAUAACUCCCAUUAUAUUACCGUUUGUUGUUGUAACAUUUGCCAUAAAUUAUGUUGUUUACCGGCAUCAGGUGAUCCAUGUUUAUGAGGCCGCCUAUGAAAGUGCGGGGUCAUUUUGGCCUUUUGUUCAUGGACGAAUCAUAGUUGCACUUUACAUUGAACAAUUAAUGUUGAUUGGAUUAUUUCUUGUUCAAGGACCCAUUACAUUUAAAACUAUACAUGUCAGUGAUGACGAUUCACUAAAAGAAAAGGCUUUGAAAUUUUGCCAACAAGCAAUGAGUUCCACACCUUUUGUUGUUGCUUUGCCAAUAUUUACAUAUAUUUUUCACCGAUAUUGUAAAACCCGAUUUGAACCAUGCUUCCUAAAAUUCCCUUUGGAGCAUGCAAGUAAAAAAGACAUGGAUGAUAGAACUAGAGAUCCCAACUUCAACAUGUCAGAAUUUAUCCAAAAUUCCUACAAACAUCCAGAUUUUUUGGAUGAAAGGGUUCUACAAGAGAUUAGAAAAGAAACUCAACUGCCCACAAAAAUUCAGACCAAACCCCAAAAACACAAAAAUGAGAUGUUGGACAACACAGUUGACAUUCCCAACAUGGUAGAGGGCACGUUUGUUUGCAACAACAAAUUCAUCUCUUGAAUAAAUUUAACUAAAAAUAAUGUGUAAUUAUUUCCUUGAUAUGAUAAAAAUAUUGAAUGUUUAAAAUUA
Physcomitrium patens is the source of this 3114-nucleotide messenger RNA. Its product is annotated as hyperosmolality-gated Ca2+ permeable channel 1.3. The record is from RefSeq and is a predicted model, not a curated record. Lineage: Eukaryota; Viridiplantae; Streptophyta; Bryopsida; Funariales; Funariaceae. Gene Ontology annotation, cellular component: plasma membrane. Gene Ontology annotation, molecular function: calcium-activated cation channel activity.